AUGAGCGCCUCCUGCCCCCCCACAGGCACGUCUCCUGACCUCCGACCUCCGGCCACGGAUUGCGUCUGGCGUAGCUAUGCAGCCGAAGAGAACUCGGUUUCCAUAGCAACGUGGAAGCCUCACCUGAAGGCGCUGCACACCUGCAGCCCCACAAAUCAGAAGCUGAGCUUCAAGGAGCGCGUGAGGAUGGCGAGCCCCCGCGGUCAGAGCAUCAAGAACCGGACGGCGUCGUCCUCGGUGACGGAGCGGCGCUCCCCGGUGGCCGAGGCGGCGCCGGAGGGGGCGAGCCCCCCCAAGGUGCACAAGAGCUGGAGCUUCAACGACCGCACGCGCUUCAGGCCCUCGCUGCGCCUCAAGAGCCAAUCACGCUCCACCACCGACGGUGAGCCACACCUCAAGAGCCAAUCACGCUCCACCACCGACGGUGAGCCACACCUCAAGAGCCAAUCACGCUCCACCACCGACGGUGAGCCACACCUCAAGAGCCAAUCACGCGCCACCACCGACGGUGAGCCACACCUCAAGAGCCAAUCACGCGCCACCACCGACGAUGAGCCACGCCGGGCCAUUAACUUCCACUGA
This is a messenger RNA of Pseudoliparis swirei, 582 nucleotides long. Its product is annotated as potassium voltage-gated channel subfamily KQT member 5-like. Bases 1 to 582 code for a protein of 193 amino acids. Gene Ontology annotation, cellular component: membrane. The transcript is spliced from 3 exons. Gene Ontology annotation, molecular function: voltage-gated potassium channel activity. Gene Ontology annotation, biological process: potassium ion transport. The record is from RefSeq and is a predicted model, not a curated record. NCBI's taxonomy places the organism in Eukaryota, Metazoa, Chordata, Actinopteri, Perciformes, Liparidae.